This is a messenger RNA of Linepithema humile (Argentine ant), 1812 nucleotides long. The record is from RefSeq and is a predicted model, not a curated record. NCBI's taxonomy places the organism in Eukaryota, Metazoa, Arthropoda, Insecta, Hymenoptera, Formicidae.
AAAUUGACAAAUUUAAAAUGGCGGAUUCAACAUGGUAAAUAUCACAAUAAUAAUAAUAAUAAUAAUUUGUCAAAUUUGAUAUCAGAUUCGUAUUCAGCAACCUCGACAAUUCUUAAAUACGAAUUUUCACAAAAAUUAUGAUUGUUUGUUAUUUUGAUAUUCACCAUGUUAAAUCCGCCAUUUUUAAUUUGUCAAUUUUGACAUCACAUUCGUAGUAAGCAAUUUUGAAAACCAUUAUGUGUUCCACAUAAAUUGAAAAUAUUCAGUGAAUUAUUCGCAGUUGUUAGUUCCAUUUAUAAUCUGCUUGCGGUGUAACAAACACAAUAUUUAAUCAAAAUCUUGUUAACCGUAAUAAAUCCAAAAAGUUCCUUUUGAGAGUUAAAAGUUCUAGUAAUAUAUUUCUAGUUCUAGUAAUUAUAUUUCUUGAUUGUGUUAUCAUAUGGAGCCUUACUAUUAUAUGUGUUUCUAGUAAUAUACUUUAUUUGUAAAAAAAAAGAAACUUUCUUACAACUUUGACCUUACAUUUUUCGAAAUUGUGACGUAAUGGAGCAUUUUUGAAACCGGCAUUGUAUUCAGCAUUAAAAAAACUAUAAAAGGAGAUACCUCACAUUCUUGAGUUUAAAAAAAAGCUAUUUUUCGUUUAACUGUGUUAUCUACGGUGUCACAGACACAUUUUUCUUAUUUGAGUUUGUUUUUAUAGUUACUCACAUUUAACUCGUGGGUGUCUAAAGACUCAACUAUCGUCAGGUGAAAAUUAAAUUAAUAUAUAAAUAAUAUAUUUGUGGUAAUUCUUAUUAAAUUAUUAUUUAACAUAUUUUGAAGUUGAUAUCUAUUAUACUGCUAACAAUUUAUAAAAGUUACUCAAAGAAAUAAAUAACAUAUUUCAGUGAUAUUUUUUUGAUUUUGAAACUGAUAUAAUAUUCAUAAGAAAUUGUUUUAUAAGAUCAUAUCAAUGAUUAUAUCAUGAAGAAGCUUGCCGAGCAUCGCUGGUUGUUAGUGCGAAAUUUUCAAUGUUUUGUAUAGAAACAUCGUAUAGAAACAUCGUGUUUUAUAAGAGUUUUCAAUAAGUUUCCAGAUUGAAGAAGUAACAAUUACUCAGAUUUUGCAUCUUUAAUAUUUAAUUUAUAUAACAAAAAUUCUAACAAGGCAUUGAGCGGUGGAUUAUUGAUAAUUUUUCAUGUUUCAAUCGCCUUGUAGAGAUAAUAAUAUCGAUAUCCUUCCGCCUAAUCUAUGAUAAUCUUAUCACAUACGUUAUCGCAAAUGUAUAAAGUAUAUGAUAAAAUUAUGCGAAUUACGUUAUAAACUAUAUCUUGGUUCCUCCCAAAAAAAAUUGCCACAGUUACUGGUCCGACGUGCAUCAAGGCGUAUCAAAAAAAAAAAAGAAUGGAAAUGAAAAGUUGCUUCAUGAUUGCCAUUUUCGUGGCUCUCGCCAUUCUUCAUUCAGGUGAAGCAAGAAAAUGUUACGUUUGCCCUUUGGAAGUGGGCGAAUCUUGUGAAAAACUCACGGAUAAAAAUAAGAAGGAUUGUCUGACGCCUUUAAACCAUUGUGCGACAUGUACAGCUAAAUUGUCUAAUAAGAGUGAGUUCGUCACGCGUUCGUGCGCUCAAGCUGAUGUUGAAAUGAUCAACACACAUGCAACAGGUUAUGUUGGAACGCAAAAGCUUGAACUCGAAAGUGUCCAUUGCAAUUUUUGUAAUGAAGAUUUAUGUAAUAAUAAUGCUAAUGGCAUGUCAAUUAACAUGGUAACUUUAGGAGGUCUCGCACUGUUAUGGGCGUUCUUGCAGAUUCUUAUUAAUUCUUAAAUGUGUAAC